GCAGCUCCAACCACAACCACAGCGGCUACUACCACAACAACAGUUGCUCUAACCACAACUACAAUAGCUCCAACCACAACAACAGAGACACCAACCACAACAACAGCAGCUCCAACCACAACAACAGUUGCUCCAACCACAACAACAGUAGCUCCGACGACAACAACAGUGGCUCCAACCACAACCACAGCUGCUGCAACCACAACAGCUUCUCCAACCACAACCACAACAGCUCCAACCACAACAGCUGCUUCAUCCACAACAUCAAUUCCUUCAACCACAACAGCUGCACCAACCACAACCACAGCAGCUCCAACCACAACAGCUUCUCCAACCACAAAAACAGCGUCUCCAACCACAACCACAGCUUCUCCAACCACAACAAUUCCUUCAACCACAACAGUUGCACCAACCACAACCACAGCUGCUCCAACCACAACAAUUCUUUCAACCACAACAGGUGCUCCAACCACAACCACAGCAGCUCCGAGCACAACCACAGCUGCUCCAACCACAACAAUAAUUCCUUCAACCAUAACAACAGCAGCUCCGACGACAACAACAGUUGCUCCAACCACAACCACAACAGUUGCUCCAACCACAACAACAGCAGCUCCGACGACAACAACAGCUGCUCCAACCACAACAGCUGCUCCCACCACAACAACAAGUCCUUCAACCACAACAGUUGCUCCAACCACAACCACAGCAGCUCCGACCACAACAACAGUUGCUCCAACCACAACAACAGUAGCUCCGACGACAACAACAGUUGCUCCAACCACAACAGCUGCUCCCACCACAACAACAAUUCCUUCAACCACAACAGCUGCACCAACCACAACCACAGCUGCUCCAACCACAACAGCAGCUCCAACCACAACAACAAUUCCUUCAACCACAACAGCUGCACCAACCACAACCACAGCAGCUCCAACCACAACCACAGCAGCUCCGACCACAACAACAGUUGCUCCAACCACAACAACAGUAGCUCCGACGACAACAACAGUUGCUCCAACCACAACAACAAUUCCUUCAACAACAACAGCUGCACCAACCAAAACAACAGAAGCUCUAAACACAACUACAGUAGCUCCAACCACAACAACAGAGACACCAACCUCAACAACAGCAACAGCAGCUCCGACGACAACAACAGUUGCUCCAACCACAACCACAGCAGCUCCGACCACAACAACAGUUGCUCCAACCACAACAACAGCAGCUCCGACGACAACAACAGUUGCUCCAACCACAACAGCUGCUCCCACCACAACAACAAGUCCUUCAACCACAACAGUUGCUCCAACCACAACCACAGCAGCUCCGACCACAACAACAGUUGCUCCAACCACAACAACAGUAGCUCCGACGACAACAACAACACCACCCACAACAACAGCAGCUCCAACCACAACCACAGCGGCUACUACCACAACAACAGUUGCUCUAACCACAACUACAAUAGCUCCAACCACAACAACAGAGACACCAACCACAACAACAGCAGCUCCAACCACAACAACAGUUGCUCCAACCACAACAACAGUAGCUCCGACGACAACAACAGUGGCUCCAACCACAACCACAGCUGCUGCAACCACAACAGCUUCUCCAACCACAACCACAACAGCUCCAACCACAACAGCUGCUUCAUCCACAACAUCAAUUCCUUCAACCACAACAGCUGCACCAACCACAACCACAUUGCAACAACCACAACAACAGUAG
Messenger RNA from Xiphophorus couchianus (Monterrey platyfish), 1734 nucleotides. Its product is annotated as mucin-5AC-like. The annotation marks the transcript as partial. NCBI's taxonomy places the organism in Eukaryota, Metazoa, Chordata, Actinopteri, Cyprinodontiformes, Poeciliidae. The record is from RefSeq and is a predicted model, not a curated record. The transcript is spliced from 5 exons.